CUGAUUUCUCAGCAUGUGGUAAGUAAAUGAGCCAUUUGUCCUAUCCUUUUCUGCUGCGCCUCCACAUGUUGGAUAGACCACUGAGUUGGAGAUGUUGGACGUGCAACUGAACAUGCACAACGCUGAAUGUGACGCGUGUCGGCUCGCUCAGUCGUCACUCACACACUCUGUUCCCGCUAUCAGCCCAAGCCAGCCGCGCGUUACUCCGAUAGGGGCCUGCAGCCGCGCGUUACUCAGAUAGGGGCCUGCAGCCGCUUGGAUGGGACUGUGAGUGUGCGUGCGUGAGCAAGCGUGGGACAGCGUGCCGUUCAUCUCAGUCUUUCAGCGCGUGUGUGAGAAAAUGCACACGCAGACACACACACUCAUUUUAUAGGUCUCAGACUUGGAUGCCGUCUCAAGUAUUGAGUUUAACUGUUGAAUUCUUGUCUGGGAGCUGCCCUUUGCUAUGUGCCUCCUAAAAAAUUGAGACAGUAUGGCUCUGUCACGCACAUAGAACACACUGAGUCUCAUCUGCACCCUGCAAACCAUGGCAAAGAGUAAGUGAAGGACUGAGAAAGAAGGUCAACUGGGAGGCCAUGUCAGAGUGUUUAUCUGCUACAGGAACAGGGUCCAGGGAGGGUGAUUAGGGCAGAUAGAGAUGACAGUAGAGCAAAAGAGAGGGGGGCCUUACCGGUGAAGUGGGGCAAGUGAGGGAGAGAGAGAGAGAGCGGUGCACUCAUCCCUCAAGAGAGGGGGGCCUUAACGGUGAAGUGGGGCAAGUGAGGGAGAGAGAGAGAGAGAGAGCAGUGCACUCAUCCCUCAGUGGAAACUGACCGCAAGCAGCAGCAGACCAGAAGAUGCAGAGUAUGACCAUAGAGGAAACCCCCACCACAGCACAGGUAAGCACACAUCAGGACUUUAUAUGACCACAGAGGAAACCCCCACCACAGCACAGCCCGGUGAACCCAAAGCCUUUGCGCGGACUAAACGUGUCAAAGUCGUGUUGGUCCUCCUGGGUGUCUUCCUCUUUGCCAUGGCGACCGGGCUGGGGCUGCACUCCCUGGGGAAUUGGAACUCUCCUCCAGGUCUCCCCAGUUCAGCCAACAGCAGAGCAGCCCCUCUUCCAUGCCAUUCUCCUGCCUGUCUGGAUGCUGCUACGCGUCUUUUAGUGGCCGUAGAUCCUUUCUCUCAGCCAUGCGACUACUUCCUGUUCACCUGUGGGUCGCCGGGAGCCACAAAGGGCAGACAGAGAGGCAAGGGCACUGGUCACCGUAGCAACCGCGGGGAGGGUGAGAGGACCACGAGAAGAGAGGACAGAAGGAGGAAAGUGGAGAAUGACACUCUGGCGGACAGACUGCCAGACAGACAGACACUCUUGCUGCAGUCUAUUAAAGACAUAUUGGAGACGACUGUAGGGUUGCAGCCUCCAGACCAUCUGGAGGAGAAGGCUCGGCAGUUCUACCGUUCCUGUAUGGACAAAGACUCCAUAGAGAGCCGGGGCUCUGAGCCGUUUCUCAAGCUCAUCCAACAGCUGGGUGGCUGGUCAGCAUUAGGCUGGUGGAAUCGGACGGAUUUCAACUCCACUUUGGCUCUGCUGAUGGGGCAGUACGGGACAUUUCCGUUCUUCAGUGUGUACGUGGGCAGAGACCCCAACCAACCGCACAACACCUCAUACAUACAGAUUGAUCAACCACACUUUCACAUUCCUACUGAGUGGGACACCCAGAGGCACACGUCUAAAGCCAACACUGUGAGCCUGCGGCCGUUCCUCUUCUCCUCUCUGCAGUACCUCACUUUGCUGGGGGUUCCCAGCAUGACCCGAUUGAUGCAUAACUGGCUGUACAUAGCUCUGUCCUCUGAACUGGCUAAAGAGUCCUCUCCACUACACCACCGACUGCAGACCAACAGGCUCUACCAGAGAGUCACUAUACGUGAACUACAGACUCUUGCACCGGUGAUUGACUGGCUCGGUUGCCUAGAGGCUACUUUCCACCCCCUGCCUAUCAGCCAAUCAGAUUAUGUCCUUCUGCACAACCUGCCAUACAUCAUCCACAUGUCGGACACCAUCAGCAAAUGGCUGCUCAGGAAGGAGAUGAUGGGCAGGGUGCCUAUCCAGACGUACAUGAUUCUGAGCCUGCUGCAAACGCUGCUUCCUGCCCUGGACUCAAGGUUCCGUGAGACACAAAGGAACCUCUCUGUUGCCCUUGGUAACAUGGAGGAGGAGGAGCCUCGCUGGAAACACUGUAUUAGAAGGACAGAAAGGGGCUUUGACCAGCUUCUCAGUCACAUGGUCCGAGACAGAGCUGCCCACGAAGAGGCAGACGACCUGGUGGGGAAUCUCUACUCCGCUGUGCAGAGCAAGUUAGCUGAUCUGACGUGGCAAGACGAGGACUCCCAUAACUCUGUGUUAAAAAGGGUGAAGUCUCUGACACCACGAUUCAUGGCUCCGUUAGACAAAGAGACACUUGCACAACUGUACUCAGAGGUGGUGAUCAGUGAAGACAGUUAUUUCUCAAACUACCUGCAAUCUCUUCUCCUUGAGAAGAAGAGAAGAAACCAACUCUUCUCACACCACCUUCAGUCUGACGUUUUGUCUGUUACUCCACUUCUCUCAGGGAGAGAUAUAAUCUUUCCCACCGGGGUGUUUUUGCCACCCCUUUUUCAUCCAUCAUAUCCAAGGGCAUUGAAUUAUGGAGGACUAGGAUUCAUGAUGGCCAAAGACCUUCUCCACCUCCUCCUUCCAGAUAUCCACACACAGAGUGGCAGCCCAGAGUCAGUAGGAGGCUGUGUGUGGUCUCAGUACAUCAGUGUAACUGAGGGUCCAGGGCGCAUGGGGGCUUUCUCUCUGUCUCCAUCACAGAAGCUGGAGGUGUGGGUGCAGUACACGGCCCUGCAGGUGGCGCUACAGGCCUAUCAGAACAGUUUGAAACAGCAUCAGAGUGACACUUCACUAUUGGAUUUUGUUCACACACAUCUCUUCCUUAUCUCUUUCACACAAAUCAGCUGUGAUCCUUACCCAUACAGUCAGCUGAUGACCUUUGAACCUUCUUUCCUGGUGUCUGUCAUUUGUGCCAACUCAGACGUCUGUCCAUCAAGGAUGACCUGUCAGAAAAAAACACUGGUGGAACCCGGCAGCUGCUGAUGCGGCUCUGACAGGGCUUUUUUUUUUUUUAAUUCACUGUUCAGGAUUUAAGACUGACCAUCUUAAACAGAAAUGUCUGGGGAGCAAACUGUCAAGACAACUCCGAAUUUUGUCAGUGAAAUAUAAAGACGUGCUGAUAGCGAGCAUGCCUCUAUCAUGUCGUUGCAUUUGUCUAUUUGAAGAUUUUGGCUAUGUGCCAAGUCUUAUGCGUAACUGUUUGUUUGCUUAAAGCGAUGGUUCGGAGUAAUUGCACCCUAGGGUCCUUUGCACCAUGACCCCGCCAAACACCCUCCCAGAACCUGUUUUCCCUUGGUCGAACCCUGUAGUCAGGUUCCUUAUAUUCAGAUUUUUACCUUUAUGGGAAGUUUUUGGGGAUUAGGUAAACUAUACAUUUUUGGAUACAAGGAUACAAUUUUGAUCAGAUGUCUAUAUGGCAGCCAUAUUGAAGUUUAAAAAAUGGCCGCCAUAAAAUUUAAAAUUGUAAUAUCUCGACUUCUGCAUAAAAUGGAAUGUUGAUUUUUACUGCUAAACCCACACUGUAAGGGUCAAGGAAUCCAAUGGUGGUACUUACACUUUACCAUACUAACCCUUCAGUGCAUGAGUAGGUAAAAAAUGACCCCGUGUGGUUGUUUUCUUGCAAUAUCUUUGUAAUAAAAAGUUAUCAUUUCAUAUUCCCGCUGUUAUUCAAAAAAUAAAGACUUUUUAUAUCACUCAUUA
Messenger RNA from Alosa sapidissima (American shad), 3838 nucleotides. It is a transcript of the gene kel, whose product is annotated as Kell metallo-endopeptidase (Kell blood group). The record is from RefSeq and is a predicted model, not a curated record. The transcript has 18 exons. Gene Ontology annotation, biological process: protein processing. Lineage: Eukaryota; Metazoa; Chordata; Actinopteri; Clupeiformes; Clupeidae. The coding region runs from base 902 to 3121 and encodes 739 amino acids. Gene Ontology annotation, cellular component: plasma membrane. Gene Ontology annotation, molecular function: metalloendopeptidase activity.